GGCAUCUUUCUAAUAUUUCUCUUAGAAGUAAACAACACCCUGAAAAUUGAAUAAGAAGGGACGCACCCCUGUUCACCUUCGUGGAAUAGGGUCACCCUAACGGCGAAAAUGGCGAGCGUCAAAUUUGAGGAUCUUGCCCUGCAAUAUGUUCUCGCAGAUGAGAACGACCAGGAACGGGAAAUAUCAGAGAAGGCCGCUAAAGCCAUUGAAGAAGCUACAAAUACCCGAAUAGCCCUUGGUCAAUGGGUCGCUUCUAUAAAUCGUUGGAUUCAACCAAGCGAUGAUACUGCUGCCGAUGACAACAUUAUCGCACGGGCCAAAGCAUUAGAUUUCCUCGCAGCCACUCUUGGCGUUCUCAGAAAGAAGGAUGUUUCUUUUAAAGCCGAUCAGAUUAAGCUUCUGGUCACUUUCUUCGGCUCCCUCUUCUCAAGCGAUCACCGGGCUGGUGUCACUGCUUCCGCAAAGGCUUUAAGGCACCUAAUUCGCAUGAAAUCAUUCCAACCAAAUUUAGGAGAUGAUAUAAUUACAAGCGUCUGUAGACUAGGUGAAGACUUCAAAUUACAGACCCCUGCGACACGCCUAGAGCUUUAUGAUUUAUUUCUAGAGCUCCUCCAAGAUCCUGCCGUGGCCAACGACCUCGAAUACCGGCAUGGAAACACGUGCGGAUUUAUAACCAGCCUACUAGACCUAUGCAGUAACGAGAGAGAUCCCCAGAAUUUAAUGAAAUGGUUUCAGAUCCUAGGGAUAUUCCUCCAGAACUUUUCACCUUCGGAGGACGUUAUACUAGAAGUUUUCAAGACCUUUUCCGCCUAUUUCCCUAUUUCUCUACGAGCAACCGCAGCUCCAUCAGGCAUUACAUCUGAUGAUCUAAAAAGCGCUGUACGCUCGUGUUUCGCUUCUCAUCAUCGCGUCGCCAGCUACGCAAUACCCUAUCUCCUUAAUAAGCUUGACCAGGGUGAUGCAGUCACAGUUGCUGUCAAGGUUGAUAUUUUGCAAACAAUCAACGCUUGUGUGGUACAAUAUGAGCAUCCAAAGCAAAGUGUUGUGCCGUUCGUUGACCAAAUAUGGAGCUCGCUUAAAUAUGAAGUCCGAAAUGGCGAGAUCCCUGAUACUAUCAAGGCCACUUUGACAGUCAUACGGUCGAUAACUACUCGACUUGACGAUGAUGAACUUCGCUCGUUCUUAUCAAGUGCCUGGAGAGAUCUAGUCGAUGAUCUAUCCAAUCCCACUUACAUCGCCCAGGCUGGUCGAUUGUUAGUAGCAAUUGCCGGAGCUGGCUUCCAGUCAUUUUCGAUGAUCACAUCCCAGGCCAUUCCCAGCAUCCAGACCGCACUCAAACAGACCCAAUCUUCGAACCAUAAGCAGGAACUUAUCACACUAUUGAAUUCGAUCCUUGCUGUACGAUCACUUCUGGUCAACACUUUGAAGGACAAUACGAGUGUUGACAGGAGCACUGGCCUGUUGAAAGACGAUGUUUUUGGCGACUACCUCUUUUCUGCGGUUUAUCUUCCCCUUUGGGAUGAAGUCUCAGAUGGCAAAGAGUCUGUUGAACAAAUAGGCAUCCUAAAGAAGAUUAUGGAAGGAUUUGCGGUCCUGGUAGGGCAGCAAUCCAGUAACACCACUCCGUCUCAUCAAUUAUGUUCAGCCUCAACUUGCGAGAAGAUCUUUGGAUGGUUGGCAGGCCCGUCUAUCGUUAACCCCUUAGAAAGCAGACAAUUCAGCGAGGGGAUUACCGACGAAGACGCCAACCGAGAAAUCCGUGAUUCUGCGGUUGCGGCAUUGAAGGAGGCAGUGCCUUUGUAUCCUCCUUCAUUCCGGAUAUUACUGCAACAAUACCUUACGUCACUUACGAAAUCAUAUUGGCACCAUCUUGCCCCGCAUGACCUUCCUUUAGAGAUCAAACUUGUUGCUAGUACACUAUGCGACGUUGGUUGUUUAGGUCUACCAGGAAAACAGUUAUCGCUGUCAAAUGUGGUUUCAUUGAUCAACGUACUAUUAGAGGCACUAUUCUGGAUGGUAUCUAAACAAGCGCCACCGAAAUACUGGACACCGUUCAUCUGUUCCAUCCACCUAUGCAUUAUCCAGUCUUUGGAUUCACUGUCCAACCAAGCAGAUAAUUCUUCCAAAUUAAAGCCACAAGGAAUUACGAAGGACUGGUUCAUCGAAUUUACCAAGAAGAUUGUGGAUGCCGGAGCUCCUCAGCUUGAUUUGAACAAGGCGGAGGCAUCUGGUCUGGUAGCAUCCCUAGUAGGGCAAGAGACCGAAGGCUCUAACACUCGCAAGCAAUUAUUGGCAUACUCUGUCUUCGUUGUACGGCAGCUAUACCGACGCUUUACAUCCGUCCAUCAUGGGUCUGACAAGAGUACCGGUGACCAGCCGCCCAUAGCACUUGGAAAAGACUUUGGUGCUAGACAUGUUUCUAUCGCAGACGAAGAUGUCUGCAUUCACCAACUUGGUCUUUUGGCCACAUCUGUUGUACGAGCCUUGAAUGAAGAUGAACAGAAAGCCUUGGAAAUCGGCAAAGACGCUUUCACUCUCUUCAAUGAAUUUGGGGAGGAUGGUGUUGUUCCUGAAAGAGAUUUGUCCGCUAAACUUGCCGGAGUGAGCCUGUUGGACGAUCUUCGUACAGUACCGUUAUCAAUGGGUAUCCUACAAGGUCUCUACCCUGGCGUGAUAAGCCCGGAGCAUCACCUUUACGCCCUGAAAAACCUUUGCACUAUCUUGACAUCUACACCAGAGCCUUGUCUGGAUACGACGCGAGCUGCGUUAGAUAUAAGUCUUGCGAUCUUGUCGAACAAGCUUCGUAUUGAAGAUAAGGUCAAUAGCCAAGCGAAAGUACAAAUUCAGCAAACCUUGGUGGAUACCUUGACGAGCAUCUUGAACAAGGAGUCGAGAUCUAAACUGGAUGCAUCCACUGACAUCUGCACAUUCCGCAGCAUCCUCUACUUCUUGGCUGGCGACGUGGCUCGAUUCCGAAGCAGCCCCCCGGAGCAGAAUGUCUUACUUAAGAUGGUGUGUGAUAAAGUACCUUUAGAGCCUACCUUAGGCCGACAAUUAGCAAGCAAUUUUCAAGUCCUUGUCAGCCCGAAGGAGUGUUUAGAGAAGGCGAAUCACGCAAUCCAAAAAAGACUAAGUGGCGAAUGGUUGUAUUUCCAAGCCGUUCAGCCUUAUUUAAAGGAAUGCUUCCCUAAUUCUGGGCUGAACGAGACGGUUACUAUCAAUCGUGCCGUGGCCAUAUUUGCGGUACUGAAGCAUUUGAAAUACGAACAGUAUGCUAGUGACAUCGGCCAGAUUGUGCGGGUUGGCAUUCGCUCAUUAUCUACCUUCGACACGGGUAUCGAAAUGGAGUCCUGUCUCAGCGUCCUGCUACAGAUCCUUGAGAAGGAACCCAUCCAACUGAGGGAGCAUCUACCCGGCCUAAUCUCAGGUAUAAUUAUUGCCUACGAGACGGCGAAAAAGAAACCCAAAGCUACGGAGUCCGAGUGGUAUCCUACAGCAAAGGCGCAGGAGAAGGGACGUGUGUUAUGCCGAAAGUUCGCACUGGAGUUCUUUCAGAAGCUGCCUCGGACGUACGAGGCGCAAUAUCUCGUGCCCCAUAGACAGAAACUCCUACGCCCCUUGUCUACGGCCUGCGGAGAUUCGGUUAGGGAGAUUCGACGCACGGCACUAGCGGCUAGGAUAGCUUGGGAUGCACUAGCUUAGAACACUCUAGGUUGUGAUUCUGGAUUUUAUUAGGUUGCCAGAUAGGAUGUUGGAUGUGGUAAAGAUAAUCGCUCACGCGAGAGGUUAGGGGAUACGUUGAGGAAACUUGAGGAACACUUCAUGGGUCGCAUUUACCUAGCUAUGCGGACUUUAUGACUGCUUAGCAAAGAUAGGGGCACCGUUUAUGGACUAGAUGGUAGCU
Messenger RNA from Annulohypoxylon maeteangense, 3904 nucleotides. RefSeq names its product Dos2-interacting transcription regulator of RNA-Pol-II-domain-containing protein. Bases 109 to 3702 code for a protein of 1197 amino acids. NCBI's taxonomy places the organism in Eukaryota, Fungi, Ascomycota, Sordariomycetes, Xylariales, Hypoxylaceae. Gene Ontology annotation, cellular component: cytosolic [4Fe-4S] assembly targeting complex. The record is from RefSeq and is a predicted model, not a curated record. Gene Ontology annotation, biological process: iron-sulfur cluster assembly. The transcript has 3 exons.